UUAAAAUUGUUCCUACUCCCCAAAUCAAUUGUUCCUUUAUUUCAUAUCGCAGAUCUCCAAACUUCAAACGACAAACACACACUGCAUCUUUCUUCUCUUCUCUUCUCCCUGGACAUGGCAUCCAACGGCUUGUGUCCUUCGAUUAAAAACAUUCUUCUUUUAGAUUCGGAAGGGAAGCGUGUGGCGGUCAAGUAUUACUCAGAUGAUUGGCCAACAAACAGUUCAAAAUUAGCUUUUGAAAAGUUUGUGUUCACUAAGACUGUUAAGACAAAUGCGAGGACAGAAGCUGAGAUAACACUGCUUGAGAACAACAUCAUUGUUUACAAAUUUGUGCAAGACCUGCAUUUCUUUGUCACUGGCGGUGAUGAUGAAAAUGAGCUCAUUUUGGCAUCAGUUCUUCAAGGUUUCUUCGAUGCAGUCACCCUUUUGCUGAGGAGCAAUGUUGACAAAGGUGAGGCACUUGAGAACUUGGAUCUCAUUCUUCUAUGUCUUGACGAAAUCGUUGAUGGAGGGAUUAUUCUUGAAACAAAUGGACCUCUUAUAGCCGAAAAAGUGACCUCCCAUAACAUGGAUGCUGAUGCCCCCUUAUCAGAGCAGACACUAACUCAGGCAUGGGCUACAGCCAGAGACACUUUCACAAGAACUCUUCUAACAUAAUACUCUCAUGAUGAUGUACUUAAAUGCGCUGCUUAUAUUUUAGUAGUUAAGUUUUUCUGUUAAUGAGAGUUGUUUUAUUUUAUCCCUCACCAUUUUUAUCGGUUGCUUUUACUAAGAUCUGGAUUUGCUUUCAUGAAUUCUAGUCAUUGAGUUACUGUACCAUUUUUCUUUGAAGGAUCUUCCUUGAUCCUUCUUCUGUACACCUGAUAUUAUUUUUCCAAUGUAUGGAAGACUUUAAGUUACUCUGA
Molecule: messenger RNA, 905 nt
Organism: Vicia villosa (hairy vetch)
Lineage: Eukaryota; Viridiplantae; Streptophyta; Magnoliopsida; Fabales; Fabaceae
Product: coatomer subunit zeta-2-like
Exons: 6
Coding region: 115-657 (180 amino acids)
Biological process (GO): intra-Golgi vesicle-mediated transport; intracellular protein transport; retrograde vesicle-mediated transport, Golgi to endoplasmic reticulum
Cellular component (GO): COPI vesicle coat
Source: RefSeq, a predicted model, not a curated record